Molecule: messenger RNA, 3611 nt
Organism: Nanorana parkeri
Lineage: Eukaryota; Metazoa; Chordata; Amphibia; Anura; Dicroglossidae
Gene: GLG1
Product: golgi glycoprotein 1
Exons: 26
Coding region: 84-3560 (1158 amino acids)
Cellular component (GO): Golgi membrane
Molecular function (GO): fibroblast growth factor binding
Source: RefSeq, a predicted model, not a curated record
GACGUAAUGACUCGGCGUGGUGACGCGCACGCUCCAGUUUUCCCCGGUGCCGCGCCUGAGCUCCGUGACUGGCUCUCUCCAAGAUGGCGGCCUGCGGACGUGUCCGGCUACUGUGUUGCCUGCUGGCGGGCCUGGCAGGUGUUAUGGGGGACCCGGGGGCCCGUGCCGAGGAUCCCCCCGCCUCUCCGGCCCGUAGACUGCCCGGCAUCCGGCUGAUCGAGGAGGAGGCCUGCCGGGAGGACAUCAGUCGCCUGUGCCCGAAGAGCGCCUGGACCAACAACCUGGCCGUGCUGGAGUGCCUGCAGGACGUCAGAGAGGCGGACAAUGAAAUCUCAUCGGACUGUAACCAUGUAAGUACUCGGACUACAGUAACCCCUCCCCCUCCCUGUCCUGGGCUGCCGUUCAGAAUUUCCCGAGCAAUGCUGGUGUUCUUCAUACUCCUCAGACCUGCUGUCACCCCCCCCCCAUCCUUCUACCCCGUGCGCUGUGCUCUCUGUCCAUUGACUCUCAUGAAGGACUCGCAGAUGAAGGAAGAUUUGGAUCAGGACGGACGGGUCACCAGACUUUUGUCUUCACAGCUGAAGGAAUGUGCAGACGAGACCCCUGGAAAGGGUUAUGUGGUUUCCUGUCUGGUGGAUCACCGUGCAAACAUCACAGAGUACCAGUGCCACCAAUACAUCACCAAGAUGGCCGCCAUCAUCUACAGCGACUACCGCCUGAUCUGCGGCUUCAUGGAGGAUUGCAAGGCCGAGAUCAACACUCUGAAGUGUGGCAGCAUUCGCCCGGGAGAUAAGGACCCUCAUUCCCAGGGCGAGGUGGUCUCCUGCCUGGAGAAGGGCAUUGUAAAGGAGGCGGAGGAGGCGGAUCCUCAGACCCGAGUCUCCGACAAGUGCAAGCAAGCGAUCUUACGUGUGGCUGAGCUGUCCUCGGAUGACUUCCACCUGGACCGUCACCUCUACUUUGCCUGCCGAGACGACCGCGAGCGAUUCUGCGAGACGAUCCAGGCGGGAGAAGGAAGAGUCUACAAGUGUCUGUUCAACCACAAGUUUGAGGAAUCCAUGAGCGAACGCUGCCGCGAUGCUCUCACCACACGUCAGAAGCUGAUUGCUCAGGACUACAAGGUCAGCUAUUCGCUGGCAAAGUCCUGCAAGGCCGACCUGAAGAAAUAUCGCUGCAAUGUGGAGAAUCACCCCCGCUCCCGGGAAGCGCGCCUUUCCUACCUUCUCCUGUGUCUGGAAUCCGCGGUGCACAGAGGCCGCCAGGUGAGCAGCGAGGGUCAGGGAGAGAUGCUGGACUACAGGCGCAUGCUGAUGGAAGAUUUCUCUCUGAGCCCGGAGAUUAUCCUCAGCUGCCGAGGAGAGAUUGAACACCACUGCUCGGGGCUGCACCGGAAAGGGCGGACGCUGCACUGUCUGAUGAAGGUGGUGCGCGGCGAGAAGGGGAAUGUGGCGGAGAAGUGCCAGCAGGCGCUCCAAACUCUAGUGCAGGAGACGGACCCUGCCGCCGAUUAUCGCAUAGACCGCGCCCUUAAUGAGGCCUGCGAGUCUGUCAUCCAGACCGCCUGCAAACACAUCCGCUCCGGAGAUCCUAUGAUCCUCUCGUGUCUCAUGGAGCACCUGUACACGGAGAAGAUGGUGGAGGACUGUGAGCACCGGCUGCUGGAGUUGCAGUAUUUCAUCUCCCGGGACUGGAAAUUGGACCCCAUCUUGUUCCGAAAAUGUCAGGGUGACGCCUCGCGCCUCUGCUAUGCACACGGGUGGAACGAAACCAGCGAGAACAUGCCCGCGGGUGCCAUCUUCUCCUGUCUGUACCGCCAUGCCUAUCGCACCGAGGAGCAAGGCAGGAGGCUAUCUCGAGAGUGCCGAGCGGAAGUCCUGCGGAUCCUCCAUCAGAGAGCGCUGGAUGUGAAGCUGGAUCCCGGCUUGCAGGCCAAGUGUAUGACGGAGCUGGGGAAAUGGUGCAACGAGAAAACGGAGACGGGGCAGGAGUUGGAGUGUCUGCAAGAUCACAUGGAAGAGCUGAUCCCAGAAUGCCGAGAGAUCGUGGGGAAUCUGACGGAGCUGGAGUCUGAGGACAUUCAGAUAGAAGCUCUUCUGAUGAGAGCGUGUGAGCCCAUCAUCCAGGGAUACUGCCAUGAGGUGGCCGACAACCAGAUCGACUCGGGGGACCUGAUGGAAUGCCUGAUCCAGAACAAAUACCAGAAGGAGAUGAAUGAGAAGUGCGUGGUGGGGGUCACCCACUUCCAGCUGAUCCAGAUGAAAGACUUCCGCUUCUCUUACAAGUUUAAGAUGGCCUGCAAGGAGGACGUGCUGAAGCUGUGCCCCAACAUCAAGCAGAAGGUGGACGUUGUCAUCUGUCUCAGCACCACGGUCCGAAAUGACACCCUGCAGGAUCUGAAGGAGCAGAGGGUGUCUCUGAAGUGCCGCAAGCAGCUGAGGGUGGAGGAGCUGGAGAUGUCAGAGGACAUCCGCCUGGAGCCCAAACUCUACGACGCUUGUAAGACGGACAUCACCGCCAUCUGCCCUAAUGUACCCUAUGGGAACGCUCAGAUCAUUGAGUGUCUGAAGGAGAGUAAGAAGCAGCUGAGUGUGGCCUGCCAUCAAAAGAUCUUCAAACUGCAGGAGACGGAGAUGAUGGACCCCGAGCUGGAUUACACGCUGAUGAGGGUCUGCAAACAGAUGAUCAAGAGGUUCUGCAGUGACGCCGACCCAAAGAACAUCCUGCAGUGUCUGAAACAGAACAAGAACACAGAGACCAUGGACCCCAAAUGUAAACAGAUGAUCACAAAGCGACAGAUUACACAGAACACAGAUUAUCGGCUGAACCCCAUUCUCCGCAAAUCAUGCAAAGCCGAUAUUCCAAAAUUCUGCCAGUCCAUCCUGAACAAUGCCAAAGAUGACACGGAACUGGAAGGACUAGUCAUCUCCUGCCUGAAGCUGAAGUAUGCAGACCAGCGUCUGUCGCCGGACUGUGAGGACCAGAUUCGCGUCAUCAUUCAGGAGACCGCCCUGGAUUACCGGCUCGAUUUCAGGGAGUUUAUGGGCUGCUCGGAAUCGAUAAACAGCCUGUGCGGGGAGGAGGCCGCGGCCCAGGAACCCACCGGGCAGGUAGAGGAAUGUCUGAAGAUGAACCUGCUGAAGAUAAAGUCUAACGGCUGCAAGAAGGAGGUUCUGAACAUGCUGAAGGAAAGCAAAGCGGAUAUAUUUGUGGAUCCCGUGCUGCACACGGCCUGCGCGCUCGACAUCAAACAUCACUGCGCCGCCAUCCCGCCAGGAAAAGGACGCCAGAUGUCCUGCUUGAUCGAAGCGUUACAAGACAAGAUGGUGCGACUGCAGCCCGAGUGUAAGAAGAGACUGCAGGACCGGCUGGACAUGUGGAGCUACGCGGCUAAGGUGGCCCCGGCCGACGGCUUCUCCGACUUGGCCGUGCAGGUGAUGAGUUCCCCGUCCAAGAAUUACAUCUUGUCGGUCAUCAUGGUCGGCGUGUGCGUUCUCUUCUUCGGAGGCCUGCUGUGCGGUCGCAUCACCAAGAGGGUGACAAGAGAAAUGAAGGACAGGUAGAGCAUCGGACCCGCCCCCUCCUACACCUCUCGGCAAGAGCUCUGAGAAGCG